Falco peregrinus (peregrine falcon) is the source of this 2731-nucleotide messenger RNA. RefSeq lists its product as uncharacterized. Lineage: Eukaryota; Metazoa; Chordata; Aves; Falconiformes; Falconidae. The transcript has a single exon. The coding region runs from base 1934 to 2647 and encodes 237 amino acids. The record is from RefSeq and is a predicted model, not a curated record.
AGGGCGCAGGGCAGGAGGGUCCCACCCCGGGUGCCCCUCACGCUGCAGCCCCCCGGGAACGUGGCUCCGGGCGGGUCUGGGGGGCACAGCUUGGCUUAGCUCUAGAAAGCGGGCUUGCUCCUGCAAGGCACAGCAAUGGUCACAAGCCACAGGACCCCCAGCAGCUGCCUCCCAUCCAAAUGGGCAAAAAAAAAGCAAAUUAAAAUGAAGCACCUUCCCCGCGUUGCUUUAGCAGCACCUCACGCCAGGGGUGCACUCCGGGGUCCCGGGGCUGCGCGCAGCUCCCACGCUUCCCACCAGAGGUGGCUGCCAUGGAAAAGCUCAGCUCUUCCCUGCGUCCGGGCAGCAGCACUGUCACAACGCGCACGGAAAGCGGGACCGAAAAAGCAGCAGGAGCAUCUACCCCGGUGACAGCCAGUCCCAGACACACUGGGACUCUGCACACACCAUCCUGCAGUGCUGCUGUUUUCACGGUGCAUGCUGCCUGUGCACACAAAGCACGCGCACCUGCUGGUGCCCACACAUCUGUGUUCCACCUAUGCCCACAGAUGUUCCUGGCCUGUUUUAGAGCAGGCAAGACAAAAACUUAAGCAAGAUGCUACCUUGUGGGGACCCCACCUGAGGGGCUCCAGGCAGGAAGGCUCCACGUGUCCCCUUCCUCCUGCAUUAGGGGAGCACAGCCCCUGCAAAGACCCCUCUGCUCUCCAGGCUACCUGCUGACAGGGUCCUAACAGCCAAGCCCCCACAGAACCCCCCCUGGCCUUCAGCAGCUAGCCACAGCCCACAAUCACUGCCUCGUGCUUAAAAAGAAGCAAACAAAAGCCCCUCCCUCUCCCAAACUAGCUUAAAUAGGAAAUUAGCUUGUUAAUGAAUUACCAGAACUAUAAAACUGCUACAAGCAUCACUGGCAAAAAAAAAAACAGUGGGACUUUUAAAGAGAGUUUCUAUAGAAGCUAAAGGUAAAGAAUGUUUCUUAGUCUAUUCUCUUAACAUGUACUUCAUAUUUCUCACAUACCAAUAUGCUUAAAUUGUGUUUAAGGAAAAGGUAAUUUAGUCUCUUAAAGAAGACUUUUGUUUUAAACUGACCAUAUAGUCCUCUAUUGCAGUAACUUCAGGAGUUUUUUUUUUUCUCUACUUGUAAUGUAUUUGCUCUAAAAAUGGUUUUAGGUCACAGCAGUUCUCCUUUCCCUGUGGGGGUGGCUGGAAGGCAGCUGCUGACUGAGCUAGUGGUGAGAGCUUCCCUCCCAGCUAGAAGGGGAGCACGAAGGAAGCUCCUGCCCAUGGAGGAGAAGGCCAACGGUGUGUCAUAUGCAACCUGCUGGGGGGCCUGUCCCCAGGGACCUUCUCUGGCGCCCUGUGAGGGCUGCAGGACACCACAGGUCUGCAGGUGGAGGUUACCACAUGUGGAACUAAACAUAAGAUGAGAGCUGUUUCUCAGUCUCUCCUAUCCUAACCAGAUCAGGUUUAUCCUCAAAGGAACUCAACUCUAACUGGGGUUAAUAGUCCUCUGACUUGAGGAAUGAAGAUAAAGUGUCUCAUCUCUAGGGAAAACAAGCACUAUCUUAGUACCACUAACUGCUGGAAAGGUUUACUAAGACUCUCUAUACCCCAUACAAAGUUAAGAGUAGUGGUAUACAGGCUGAGGCUGAAUAAAUACAGCUAUAGAGAGACUCCAUGAUGACCUCCAAGCAAUGAACUGCCUGUGGUACAGUGGUGCUCUAGAAGAUAAUGACAGGCUGGAUGCUCACCUACUUGUCCUAGAUCCUGCUCAGCUCUUCAUUCUCCCAAGUAAGACUAAGCCAGGAUUUUGCAGAGAGCAGUCUUGCUACUUUAGGUGCACAAUUUGCUAGUGAACAGUAAUAAACAGAAACAUGUUUAUUCUGACAGGGGUGUUCUGGUUUCCAUAGGCCUGACAGUGGUGGAAUUCUGCACCAUGUCUACCAAGAGGGACAGUACCAGCAUCCCAAUCAUAAAGGAUAUCCUAGAAAAGGGAUUUAUGGCUGGGGCCUCCAGCCAUUCCCAUUCUUCUCCUGUCCACGCUUACUAUGUGGACUCAGACACCUGGGAGCUUCUCAUGGACUUGGAGAAUGCAACAAAAAGCAGCUCUCUGUGUGCCGUCAAGCAGUCAGAAUCUCCGAAUAGCUGUGUGAAGACCAACCUGCACAACCUGACCCAGGGCAUCUCUGACCCCAGUCUUGUCUGCUUCUGCAAGAACCACCGUGACCUGGCUGCCUUUGACCUGUCUGGUUUGCCCUGUGAGCACCCCAGCAGAGCCGGCUGCCUGAUGGAUAUGGUGUCCCGUAACACCUCCACACCAUGCAAGAAGGAGCACCCCAAAGAGCUGGAGAGCCUGCUCUCCAAGAGCACCGACCUUGCUGGUGACCUCUCAACCCUUGGGAAGAUACCAGCACCCGGAUGGGAGAUCUCAGCAAUAAAAGCCCCGCUGGAUACCAGCCUGUCCCUUGAUGCAAGCACCGAGGAGUUACGGUUACAGGACAUGCCAGCCCUGGAGACCUCUGUAGUAGCUCCUCUGGCUUGGCCUGGUGCCUUGAAGCAGCACCCUGCGCUGCUGCACAGGCCUGCCACCCUGGACACCCAGCCGGGUGACCCUGAGCCCACCCCUGGGUGUCUGCACCAGGCUCCGUGAGGCCUGGCUCAGCGCGGCGGGGCUGCCAGCCAUGCUGCGGCACCGCUGCUGGGCCCCCCUGCCCUGCCCGGGGCCGCUGGCAUC